Molecule: messenger RNA, 1418 nt
Organism: Gossypium raimondii (Peruvian cotton)
Lineage: Eukaryota; Viridiplantae; Streptophyta; Magnoliopsida; Malvales; Malvaceae
Exons: 10
Coding region: 396-1232 (278 amino acids)
Biological process (GO): proteolysis
Molecular function (GO): ATP binding; ATP-dependent peptidase activity; metalloendopeptidase activity
Source: RefSeq, a predicted model, not a curated record
AUAACGUUUCCUUGCGCUAAAACCCAGCGAACCUUAUCCACUCUUUGUAAGUCACUGCAGCAUUUUUUUCUUUUCUGUUUUUUCAUUUCUGGAAAAAGGAAGAAUAUAGAAAAGACAACAACAAAGACAAUGUUGAAUGUGAAUAGCAUGGCUUCUCUAUCAAACUCAAAGCUUCCAUUUCAAUAUUUCCAUUAUUAUAAUAAGCAUUCCAGCAAGUGUUUUAAGGUAUUAACACCCAGGAAAUCAGAGCUGCAACUGCAAAUUAUAAGGGCUUCUUCUUCAGCUGCUGCUCCUGAUGUUGAUCUCAACACCCUCGAAUCUGCCAUUUCCAAGAAAGACAGUGAAGCAGUGAAAGAAGCACUUAAUCAGCUGAGUGAAGUUGGGUGGGCAAAGAAAUGGAGUUCACAGCCGUAUGUGUCACGUCGUACGGUCAGUCUCCGAUAUCAAGUCUGAAGUUAUGGGAAAAAGUGAUCACUCAAAUGUUAGCCUGCAUGCUCAUAUGCAUACCUGUACAUACAUCUCUUAGGGAGCUGACCAGCCUUGGUAUUAAAAAUGCAGAAAACCUUGCAAUUCCAAGUGUUCGAAAUGAUGCAGCAUUUCUUUUCACAGUUGUUGGGACAACAGGGUUUUUGGGAGUUCUUGCUGGCCAGCUUCCUGGGGAUUGGGGUUUCUUUACACCAUAUUUAAUUGGGAGCAUUUCUUUGGUAGUUUUGGCAGUGGGGAGCAUUUCACCAGGACUUCUUCAAGCUGCCAUUGGAGGCUUUUCAUCAUUUUUCCCUGAUUACCAAGAAAGGAUUGCUAGACAUGAAGCAGCUCAUUUUUUAAUUGGUUAUCUGUUGGGCCUUCCUAUCCUAGGGUAUUCACUGGAUAUUGGUAAAGAACAUGUCAAUCUCAUUGAUGAAAAGCUGGAAAAGCUUAUAUAUAGUGGACAGCUUGAUGCUAAAGAGCUUGACAGGUUGGCAGUGGUUGCCAUGGCUGGACUUGCAGCAGAGGGUUUGAAAUAUGACAAAGUGGUGGGUCAAUCAGCUGAUCUUUUCACACUCCAGAGAUUCAUAAACAGGAGCCAACCAAAACUAAGCAAUGAUCAGCAGCAAAAUCUAACUAGAUGGGCAGUUCUGUUUGCUGGAUCCCUGUUGAAAAACAACAAGGUGAUUCAUGAAGCCUUGAUAUCAGCAAUGUCAAAGAAGGCAACUGUAUUGGAAUGCAUCCAAGCAAUUGAGAACGCUGCAUAGGUUUUACCUUGCUGCUCCAUUUUAUAUGCCCAAAUUCGGGAAAGAAUUCACUACUUGAAAUUUUCUUCUGAUUUUCUUUUUCUUAUUAUUAAUUUCAUUUUCAAUACCAUUAAUCUUGAUAUUCAAUUUAUAUACCCAAAAUGAUUGUAAAAGGAAAACAAUCAAAUUCAAGUUCAAUUCUGUUUA